CCGCACCACCACCACCGCAACCACCGCUGGAAAAAAGCCACCUAGUGUAUAAACCUACAGCGCUGGGUGAGUGGUACAUUCAAACCGAGCCUGAGCUGCGUGGACAUUAUUCACUUUUUCACGACUGAGGGAAACGCAACGCCGGAGAAGGGGGAAUUAAAGAAGAAGAAGACGAAACAUUCAAAACAACUGACAGUCUUGGGUUUUAUGUUUCCACAAGAGUCUGCAAGAUGUCCACGAAGGCAGAGCAGUUUGCCUCUAAGAUACGAUACUUGCAAGAGUAUCACAACCGUGUGCAACACAAUAUUUACCCUGUGCCCUCGGGAACAGACAUUGCAAACACACUGAAAUACUUUUCCCAAACCCUGCUCAGCAUUCUGUCCCGCACAGGCAGGAAGGAGAACCAGGAAGCUUCCAAUUUGGCCGUGCCCAUGACCAUGUGUCUUUUUCCUGUGCCAUUCCCACUCACCCCAUCUCUAAGACCACAAGUCAGUUCCAUCAACCCUACAGUUACUCGCUCCCUCCUUUACAGCGUUCUGCGCGAUGCCCCAUCAGACCGCGGGGGGCAGGGGCAGCAGAGUCGGGACGCGCAGCUCUCAGAGUACCCCUCUCUGGACUAUCAGGGCCUCUAUGUGACCCUCGUGACCCUGCUUGACCUGGUGCCCCUGCUGCAGCACGGUCAGCAUGAUCUGGGACAGUCCAUAUUUUAUACAACAACUUGCCUCCUGCCCUUUCUCAGUGAUGAUAUUCUCAGCACUCUGCCCUAUACAAUGAUCUCCACUUUAGCCACUUUCCCCCCUUUCCUGCACAAAGACAUCAUCGAGUACCUGAGCACAUCUUUCCUUCCUAUGGCGAUAUUGGGCUCCACUAGAAGAGAUGGUGGUGUUCCAGCUUAUGUGAAUUUUUCUGCCUCCUCCAUGCUAAUGAUUGCAAUGCAGUACACAUCAAAUCCAGUAUAUCACUGUCAAUUGCUGGAGUGUCUGAUGAAGCACAAACAGGAAGUGUGGAAGGACCUUCUUUAUGUCAUAUCAUAUGGACCAUCCCAAGUAAAACCCCCCGCUGUGCAAAUGCUAUUUCAUUACUGGCCCAACCUGAAGCCUCCAGGAGCCAUCAGUGAAUACAGAGGGCUGCAGUACACUGCCUGGAAUCCCAUCCACUGUCAACAUAUCGAAUGCCACAAUGCAAUCAAUAAACCUGCUGUCAAGAUGUGUAUAGAUCCUACUUUAUCUGUUGCCCUGGGAGACAAGCCCCCCCCUCUUUAUAUAUGUGAGGAGUGCAGCCAGAGGAUAGCAGGAGACCAUGCUGAAUGGCUUGUAGAUGUACUCCUUCCUCAAGCAGAGAUAUCAGCCAUUUGUCAGAAGAAGAACUGUAGCUCUCAUGUUAGGAGGGCUGUGGUCACCUGCUUCUCAGCUGGCUGCUGUGGGCGCCAUGGCAACCGGCCUGUCCGCUACUGCAAGCGUUGCCAUGUCAACCACCACAGCAGCGAGGUGGGGGCUGCGGCGGAGACCCAUCUGUACCAGACCUCGCCCCCUCCUAUCAACACGCGGGAGUGCGGUGCGGAGGAGCUGGUUUGCACUGUGGAAGCUGUUAUAAGUCUUCUCAAAGAGGCAGAAAUUCACGCCGAACAGCGAGAGUUUGAGAUGAACAAGCGUCGUCAGAUGGGCUUGUCCACCUCCCACCAUUCUCUGGACAACAUCGAGUUUGACAACAAGGAGGACGACCAGCACGACCAGCGACUCCUCAGUCAGUUUGGCAUCUGGUUCCUGGUAAGCCUGUGUACCCCCAAUGAGAACACGCCUACGGAGAGUCUGGCCCGGCUUGUCAGCAUGGUCUUUCAGUGGUUUCACUCCACUGCCUAUAUGAUGGAUGAUGAGGUUGGGAGCCUGGUGGAAAAGCUAAAGCCCCAAUUUGUCACCAAGUGGCUAAAGACGGUGUGCGAAGUGCGCUUCGAUGUCAUGGUCAUGUGUCUGCUGCCCAAACCUGCUGAAUUUGCCAGGGUAGGAGGCUACUGGGACAAGUCAUGUAGCACGGUGACCCAGUUGAAAGAGGGCCUGAACCGCAUCCUGUGUCUGAUACCUUACAAUGUCAUCAGCCAGCCACUAUGGGAGUGCUUUAUGCCGGAGUGGCUGGAGGCCAUCCGCACCGAGGUGCCUGACCACCAGCUCAAAGAGUUUAGAGAAGUGCUCAGCAAAAUGUUUGAUAUUGAGCUGUGCCCUCUGCCUUUCUCCAUGGAGGAGAUGUUUGGCUUCAUCAGCUGCAGAUUUUCUGGCUACCCAGCGUCUGUGCAAGAGCAGGCUUUGCUGUGGCUGCAUGUGUUGUCAGAGCUGGACAUCGUGGUGCCGCUUCAGCUUCUGAUCGGGAUGUUCUCCGAUGGCGUGAACUCUUUGAAGGAGCUGGCCAAUCAGAGGAAGGCUCAUACCUCAGAUCUAACUGGCAACACGGGGGCUCGCAGGGUGAGUGUGGUGUCGGAUCCAGGACGCCGCGGGCAGCACAACACCCUCAGCCCGUUCCCCAGUCCCUUCAGGAGCCCGUUCCGCAGCCCCCUGCGCUGCAGCCCCUUUAAAAACUUGGGUCACGCCACCGGCCACUGUGCCCUGGAUCUGGACUGCGAUGAUGACGACAUGAACCUCGGCUGCUUCAUCCUCAUGUUUGACCUCAUUCUGAAGCAGAUGGAGCUCCAGGACGACGGUGUGAUGCUUGGUCUAGACAGCGGCCUGGGAAAGGAUAUUGUCGGCAUUAUCAACAAUGUCUUUCAGGCCCCGUGGGGGGGCUCACACACCUGCCAGAAGGACGAGAAAGCCCUGGAGUGCAGCCUGUGCCAGUCCAGCAUCCUGUGCUACCAGCUUGCCUGUGAGCUCCUGGAGAGGCUGACCCCCCAGGAAGAGAUACGCCUGGUGGAACCCACUGAUAGUUUGGAGGAAACUUUGCUUCUGCCUCAGUCAAACUUCUCCAUCGGGACCGAAAAUGAAAGUGAGGAAGGGGACAACCCAAGUGACGCGCACAUUGACAACACGACUGUCAACUCUCCUGAUGAUGCACCCAUGAAGAACAACUCUGAUAAGAAAUUCUCCUACCACCAGCUCCCCGUGUCGCUGAAGCUGAUAUACACCAUCUUGCAGGAAAUGUCCAAGUUUGAAGAGCCUGACAUCUUGUUCAACAUGCUGAACUGUCUGAAGACCCUGUGUCUCCACGGAGAGUGUUUGUACCUCGCCUGCAAGGAUCACCAUCAGUUUUUGGCGUACAUCCAGGAAAAGAUGCUCAUUCCUUGUCUUUGGUCCAUGCUGAAGUCGGAGUUUUGCCAGUUGGCCUCUCUGGCCGUGCCUCUGCUCCUGCAUGCCCUCUCCCUGUCUCAUGGCGCUGACAUCUUCUGGAACCACAUCAACUCAAAUUUUAACAGCAAAGACUGGAAGAUACGCUUCGAAGCAGUUGAGAAGGUGGCUGUGCUGUGUCGGUUCCUGGACAUUGGCGCGGUGACGAAAAACCACUUGCUGAAAUAUUCCCUGGCUCACGCUUUCUGCUGCUUCCUGGCGUCUGUGGAGGACGUCAACCCGGCCGUGGCCACCCGGGCGAGGCUGCUCCUGGACACCAUAAAGAGGCCAGCCCUGCAGGGCCUGUGUCUGUGCCUGGACUUCCAGUUCGACACCGUUGUGAGGGAUCGACCGAUCAUUCUCAGCAAACUCCUGCUGCUGCACUUCCUGAAGAAAGACGUCCCUGCUCUUAGCUGGGAGUUUUUUGUCAACCGCUUUGAAACCUUGUCCCUGGAGGCCCAGCUGCACCUGGACUGCAACAAGGAGUUCCCCUUCCCCACAACCAUCACAGCCGUACGAACCAACGUAGCCAACCUGAGCGACGCGGCGAUGUGGAAGAUACGACGCGCCCGGUUUGCCAGAAAUCAGCAGAAGAGCGUGCGUUCGCUGCGUGACAGCGUGAGGGGAGGCCCUGCUGAGUUUAAACGGGCCUUUUCAUUCCCCGAGUCAGUGAGCAACCGAAUUCCUCUAAGGCUUACGAGACAAGAGCAGUCUGCCCCGACACUGGGAGAUAUGAUAGACAGAGUCCUGCCAGCACGCUUCCACCCUCACUUUAACCCUGACGCUUCAGGCUCUCUCGUAGGCCAGACCCCGUCUCCCGAGGACGACUCCAUCAUCAAAGACCUGCUUCCCGAGGACGCCGGCAUCGACCACCAGACCGUCCACCAGCUGAUUAUGGUGCUCAUGAAAUUCAUGGCCAAAGACAAGAGCAGCGCCGAGGCUGACCUCGGCAGUGCCAAGGCUUUCAAUACCGUGAAGCGGCACUUGUACGUGCUGCUGGGCUAUGACCAACAGGAAGGCUGCUUCAUGAUUGCACCUCAGAAGAUGCGCACCUCCACCUGCUUCAACGCCUUCAUUGCUGGAAUUGCACAGGUGAUGGACUAUAACAUCGGUUUAGGAAAGCAGCUGCUCCCUCUGGUGGUCCAGGUGUUGAAGUACUGCACAUGCCCCCAGCUCAGACACUAUUUCCAGCAGCCACCUCGGUGCUCUCUCUGGGCGCUAAAACCACACAUCAGACAGAUGUGGCUCAAGGCUUUGCUAGUUAUCCUGUAUAAGUACCCGUACCGUGACAUGGACGGCAGCAAAGUGGUCCUCCAUUUAAUCCACAUCACGAUCAACACGCUCAACGCCCAGUAUCACAGCUGUCGCCCCCACGCCACAGCCGGACCCCUCUACAGCGACAACUCCAACAUGAGCCGCUACAGUGAGAAGGAAAAAGAAGAGGACAGUGUUUUCGAUGAGUCGGACGUCCAUGACACACCGACUGGCGCUGCUAACAAGGAGUCCCAGACCUUCUUUGCUCGCUUAAAGAGGAUCGGCGGCAGCAAGUCUGUGAAGUACCAGCCAGUGGAGCUAAAUGCCAAAAAAAGUGAAAUUGAGCUGUCAGAGUACCGUGAAGCCAGUGCCCUUCAAGACAGCAUACUGCACUGUGUUCGAGAGGAGAGCACCAGGAAGAAGCGGCUGCAGGCCAUGCACAAGCAGAAGUCUCUGGACAUCUCCAACACAGACUCCAUCCUCUUCAACCUGGAUGAGCACAGACGCAAGUCAUGCAUUGACCGCUGCGACAUGCAGGUGCCUCCCGUGGUCCUGCCGCCAUCGUCGGCCGCGUCCCACAGCAGGCGUCAUGGCAAAGGAUCUUCAGACGGCUCCUCAGUGCGCGUGGAAGCCAAUGAUCCCAUAGACCGACGAGGCUCUCGGGGUGGCCACUCUGACAUCUUGAAACCUGUCAUCCCCGAGGUGCGCCUCAGCUGCAUGGAGACCUUUGAGGACAAGUUGGACCAGAGCUCGUCAGUGGGAUCAGCUCAGGGUAAAGAAGACCAAGACCUCAUUGACCUCUCUUCUGACUGCACUUCGAUUCCAGAGAAACACUCGCUGCUCUCCAUGUCUGACAGUGACUCCUUGGUGUUUGAACCAUUACCUCCUUUGAGGAUUGUCGAGAGCGAUGAAGAAUUUGACCUAAACACUAUCCUAAGCUCCAAGUUCAAUGGGAGUCCAAAGAUCUCUGCUUCCCCUGCGAGCAGUCACACCCUACAAUUGUCUCCAAUGGUUCAGGUGAGUGUGGAGGACUGCUCCAGUGACAGAAAGACCACAGAGAGAAGCUCAGUUCAAACACCUUUGGAAAGAAAGCCAACCACCGUGACUCCCAGCGCCUCUUUGGAUCUUCCUGACCGACUGGAAUACGUCUGCCAUGAAAGCCCCAUGACCCUGAAGCAGAAAAGAGACCUGCUGAGGAAGACCCCACAUGUCCCGGACACCUCAGUGGAUGAAACAUCUGUGGCCCCCGAAGAGGUGAAGAUCGGGAUGGGACCCGGGACCAGUCCGUCUGGGAGGACCGUCUUCUUGGACAUCCCAGAGGACAAGGCAGAGCCUCUUUCCUCGCCAGAGAAAAGCAAGAGUAACAACAGCAACGACGAAGAGGAGUACGGCGACGACGAAGAGGACGACGACAUGGGCGACGACGCGGACAGCGACCCCAAAGGCGACAACGCAGAUGACAACGACGAGGCCGAGUUCAAGAUACAGAUUGUUCCCCGACAACGGAAGCAGAGGAAGAUAGCCGUCAGCGCCAUCCAGAGGGAAUACCUGGACAUCACCUUCAACAUGUUCGACAAGCUCGGUGGUGAGCAGAACACAGAAACCGAUCACAAAGUUCUGUCAACAUUGGAAAAGCCACGAGAGUCUGCCUCAGCCCCAACGCUCGAAGCUGCUAUUCCUGAAACAAGCCACCGCUCUUCAGUGUCAACUCAGUACCGCCAGGUGAAGCGAGGCUCUCUGGGAGCGCUGACCAUGAGCCAGCUCAUGAAGAGACAGCUGGAGCAUCAGUCCAGCGCACCGCACAACAUCUGCACCUGGGAAACAGGUCCAACAAAAACCAGUCUGCUCUCUGCCCCCAGCACAGUGAGCAUGUUCGUUCCUGCACCUGAAGAGUUCAUCGACGAGCAGCCCACUACGAUGUCGGACAGGUGUCGAGACUGUGCGGCCGUGCUGGAGGAGUAUGACGAGGAGACUCUUGGCCUCGCCGUGGUCGUUCUGUCCAUGUUCGUCCACCUCAGCCCUGACUUGGCCGCUCCGAUGCUCCUCGACAUCAUGCAGUCUGUGGGCAGGUUGGUGUCCAGUGCCAAUUUCUCUGGACAAGCUGAGAGCAUGUUGAUCCCAGGGAAUGUAGCAGGUGUAGCCAAGCAGUUCCUGCGCUGCAUGUUCCACCAGCUGGCCCCCAAUGGCAUCUUGCCCCAACUCUUCCAGAGCAACAUCAAAGAUGGAAGUUUCCUGAGAACACUCGCAUCUUCCCUGAUCGAUUUCAAUGAGCUGAGCUCGGUCGCUGCCCUCAACAUGCUGCUCGAGGGUUUGAACAACAAGAAGAGUCUGCCAGCAGGGGGCACAAUGCUUCACUGCCUUGACAACAUUGCCACCUUCAUGGAGGCUCUCCCCAUGGACUCCCCGAGCAACCUGUGGACAACCAUUUGCAACCAGUUCCAGACCUUCCUCACAAAACUACCCUCUGUGCUGCCUCUGAAGUGCCCCAUGGAUUCCAGUUUGAGGAUUAUCAUUUGUCUGCUGAAAAUCCCGACCACAAAUGCAACCCGGAGUCUGCUGGAGCCCUUCUCCAAGUUGCUGAGUUUUGUCAUUCAGUAUGGCACGUUCAGCCUCUCCUACCUCGUAGAACUAUGUGGCCUGUGUUACAAAGCCUUCAACAAGGAGAGAGAUAAGUUCUACAUGUCCCGCAUUGUGGUGUUAGAGCUUCUGCAAGCUCUCAAGUUCAAGUCUCCUCUGCCUGACACAAACUUGCUACUGCUGGUCCAGUUUGUUUGUGCAGAUAUUGGUACACGGCUCGCGGAAUCAACCAUCAUCCAAAAGCACAUGAUCUCGACGCUGCAGGGGUGCACAACUGCAGCAAUGGAAUGCAUGAGGCAAUACAUAAGCGAGCUCCUGGACUUCAUUGCAGACAUGCACACGCUAACCAAACUUAAAAGCCAUAUGAAGGCUUGCUGUCAGCCGCUGCAUGAAGACACUUUUGGGGGGAACCUGAAAGUGGGUUUGGCACAAGUCGCCGCCAUGGAGAUCAGUAAAGGGAACCACCGCGAUAACAAAGCUGUGGUGCGUUAUCUUCCCUGGCUUUAUCACCCACCGUCCACCAUGCAACAAGGGCCAAAAGAAUUCAUCGAGUGCGUGUCCCACAUCCGUCAGCUUUCCUGGCUACUGCUGGGCUCCCUGACACACUGUGCCCUGCACCAGGGCUCCACCUCCUGCAUGCCCAUCCCUCUCGAUGCUGGCUCCCACAUUGCAGAUCAUCUCAUUGUUAUACUCAUUGGUUUUCCAGAACAGUCAAAGACGUCCGUGUUGCACAUGUGCUCUUUGUUCCACGCCUUCAUGUUCGCCCAGCUGUGGACCAUUUACUGCGAGCAGGCAGCUGCUGCGCCGUCACUGCAGAACCAGAACCAGACAGAGUUUUCCUCCAGCGCCAUCCUCACCGGUCUAGAGUUCUGGAGUCGGGUUACACCGAGCAUCCUGCAGCUCAUGGCGCACAAUAAAGUGAUGGUGGAGAUGGUGUGUCUUCACGUCAUCAGUCUGAUGGAAGCCCUGCAGGAGUGCAACUCAACCAUAUUUGUCAAGUUAAUUCCUAUGUGGCUGCCCAUGAUUCAGUCAAACCUUAAGCAUUUGUCAGCGGGGCUGCAGUUGCGUCUCCAGGCCAUCCAGAACAGGGUAAACCACCAGUGUCUCCAGGGUCAAGCAUCCGGAGCUCCUCCGUUCGCUCUCCGCAAAUGGCUGCAGUGCACCCAGUUCAAGAUGGCUCAGGUGGAGAUCCAGUCGUCGGAGGCCGCCUCGCAGUUCUACCCCAUGUGAUCGUGCGGCUCUCUCAACCGCGUAUCUGCUCUGGCUGAAAGUUCCGCCCCAGAAGGAGAAGAAGGGAAGAAAAAAAAAGGACUCUUACAUAAACUGAUGCUGUGUGGGAUUCAAAUGGACUGAAUCAUUCUGCACCUUUUUAGUAUAAUAUCUCUAUAUGUACAGCAAAUCUAUGCUAUUGUAAAGAACUAGCGCUGGAGCUGAUGAUGAAAGGUGUGGUAGGCUUGUGUUUGAUAAAUGUAUCAGGUGCCUAUAACCGAGUCCGUCAAUGACCACGAGAAUUUCUAUAGACCCACGUCCGUAAUAGUGAGAGCGUGAAAGCAAAUGACUGUGUUUGAGCGCUGUAACUUUUUAAACGACUCGGCUGCAAACAGGAUAAUAAAAGUAUGAGUUUUCUUUUUCUAAA
Solea senegalensis (Senegalese sole) is the source of this 8775-nucleotide messenger RNA. Its product is annotated as protein unc-79 homolog. Bases 231 to 8369 code for a protein of 2712 amino acids. Gene Ontology annotation, molecular function: protein binding. The transcript has 51 exons. Lineage: Eukaryota; Metazoa; Chordata; Actinopteri; Pleuronectiformes; Soleidae. The record is from RefSeq and is a predicted model, not a curated record.